AUGAUUUCUCAGAUUUCCUGCAUGAGUACUGUGGAAGGCAAUUGGUUUCGAUGUGUAAGUUCAAGAGGCUGUGAUGCAGAGAUUAUCAAAGGACUUCUGAAGAUAUUCAAGAAUCAAAUUCCCAUGCUUCUAGAGACCAUUGUCAAUUUGGUUGACAGCAAUGUAAGUCGUUAGGUUAUUUGCAAUUUACCUUUGAAAUUUGUUUAAAAAUAACUAUCUUAAUAGGUCUUUCCGAAAAAUCCCACAAUACUCUUGGAGAUUGAGCCUCGAAUAGACCUCUUUAGCUUGUCUGGUUUGUUUAACCGAUGUAGGUCAUGUGACGUUCCGCUUGCCAAGGAUCAACUUUCCACGUUUUGCAUAAGGAGCACAUUUUCUAAAACUGGAUUUUAAGAACCCCUCAGGAGAGAUGAAAACGCCCAUUAUUAAGACUAAUUGUGUGAUAUCUCUGAUUAUUUUUCUCAUUUUUCAGGGAAACAACGCUCUGCAUUAUGCGGUUUCGUUUCGAAACUGGAAGAUUGUGGAUGUAUUGCUAGGAACAGGAUCCAUGAACUUGAAUUUGCCCAACAAGGUACUUUUUUUAUUAUGA
Molecule: messenger RNA, 586 nt
Organism: Porites evermanni
Lineage: Eukaryota; Metazoa; Cnidaria; Anthozoa; Scleractinia; Poritidae
Source: the annotation of a GenBank genome assembly